AUGGCUCAGCCGCAGCUCGAAACCCCUGCUGCUGCAGCAGCAGCAGCAGAUAAUCAAGAACAGGCCUUGCAGCGGCAAGCUGCCGCUGAAAUUGCUGCCAUCGCAGCAGGGAACGGCCCGCUGCUGCAGCAGAGGGAUUUGGAGCUGCUGCAGCAGCUGCCGAUAACGGAGGGGCUGCAGCAGCUGCUGCUGCAGCGGCAGCCGCUGUUUGAGGCAGCAGCAGCAGCGGAGGACGCGCUCGCGGUGGGCCGUGGCGAAGCGGCGCAGCAGCUUGCUGGCAGCAGCAGCAGCAGUUGCGGCAGCAGCAACAGCAGCAGCAGCAACAGGAAAUGGGGCAUUUGGAGCAUUCCAAGGGCACUGUCCGCUGGCCUUAAACAGGUCGGCGCGCUGCUGCGCCUGACUCACAGCUGCGGAGCAGCAACGCCAGCAGCAGCAGCAGCAGCAGCAGCAGCAGAAGAGGCCCUGCCGUGGACCCCCCGGACAGGGUUGCUGCUGGGGUGUACAGACACUCCAACGUUCAGCCUUCGCAUGGAGCGCUGCAUGCCGCAGCAUUUGCUGCCUCCUCAGCUGCGGGCGCUGCAGCAGCAGCCGGUGCUGCUUGCUGCAGCAGCAGGGGACUUCUCGGUGCUGCUGCCGCUGUUCAGCGCGUGGUGGCAGGCGUGGGAGCAGCAGCAGCAGCAGCAGCAGCAGCACUGCCCCUGCAGCCUGAAGCGAGCAGCAGCAGAAGAGACCCCUGGCUCCGACAGCACGGCGCCGUCUCUGGACUACAGCCCCAGCAGCAGCAGCCCCAGCAGCAGCCGCUGCGACCGCAGCAGCAGCAGCAGCAGCAGCAGCGUGCUGCCGCCGCAGCCCGUGGCGGACUUUGAAAACUUGCUGCUGAACUUGAGCUGCAGGGCCGAGGGGACCCCACAAGCUUUGUCUGCUGCUCUUUCUGUGUCUCUCUUUUCUGCUGCUGGCCGCAUUUCUUUGUCGCUGCAGCAGCUGGCGCAGCUUGCUGCGCUGUCGCAGUGCCACAUGCUGACUGCGCCCGUCCACCACGUGCAGCAGCAGCAGCAGCAGCAGCAGCAGCAGCACGGGCGGAAGGCGCAGCGGAAGGCGGCUGCACUGGCGCUGAAGGCCCUCGUGGGGCUGCUUGCAGCAGUGGUCGAAGAGGCGCAGCAGCAGCAGCGGCGGCUGAGCUGCUGCUGCAGCAGAGACAGCAGCAACAGCAGCAGCAGCAGCAGCAAGGAGGUCUGCCGCUGCAGUGGGCCCUGCUGCCCGCGCGCCCCGCCCUCCGUCUACGCGCUGCGGCAGCACCAGCUGCUGCUGCAGCAGCAGCUGCUGCAGCAGCGAGUACCCUGCGUGGUUGUGCCGCACGUGGUGGCGCAGCUGCAAUGUACAGAAAACAAAGAUGUUAUUCGUGCUGCUGCUGCUGCGCUGCAGCAAGUUGCUGCUGCUGCUCCCAGGGGCCUCCUGGGGGCUGUGCAGCUUUCCGGGGCCUGCGAAGCAGCGCGGCCGCUGGCGCAGCGGCGGCAGCUGCUGGCAGCGGCAGCGCAGCAGCUCACUGCAGCAGCAGCAGCAGCAGGCCCCGAGCGGCCGCUGCUGCGGGUAGUGACUGUGCAUGCAGAAGCAGGGCCCCUCGAGCUGCUGCAUGCGCUGCUGCUGGGCGCAGAUGUUGUGGAGGGAGGUGCAGCAGCAAGUGGCAGCAGCGCAGCAGCAGGAGUGGCCUGGAGCUUUGGGCUUCCCUCGCCAGCGGAGCUCGCUGCUGCUGCAGCAGAACAGCAGCAGCAGCAGCAGCAGGGGGCUGCGGAGGACGCUCGUGCUGCGCUGCUGCUGCUGGAGCAGUGGCCGCAGCAGCAACUCAAAAUGCACCGGCAGCUAAAUUUGCUGUCGCCGCGUUAUGCUGAAGACACGCGCUGCAUAGAUGGCCGCCCCAGCCGCAGCAGCAAGACCCCCGCGGACGCAGCAGCAGCAGCAGCAGCAGCAGCAGCAGCAGCAGCAGCGGCUUCAGUCGCGGGAGACGCAGAAGACAUGGACACAGACGAGACGCAGCAGCAGCAGCAGCUGCUGCUGCAGCAGGAGCAGCAGGAAGAAGAGGACGGCUUUUUGGGCUUUGCUUCUGCCGUUAGGGACAGCCGCUGCUACCUGCACCAUUUGCUGCUGCAGCACGAGAUGAACGGCCCCGCGCUGCUGCAGCAGCACAACAUGGAGUGCUGCUUGGCUUUUGCUGCUGCAGUCCGUAGCAGCAUCAAAAGCCGCACUCUUGCUGCUUUCGUUCGCUGCUUCCUUCGGGACCAGACUCUCAGCGAGGAGCAGUAUGCUGCUGAGUUUGCUGCUGCUGCUCCUGCUGCUGCUGCGCCUGCUGCUGCUGCUGCUGCUGCAGAGCCCUUCAGCAAACAGCCGCUCAUAGAAGAGGAGCAGCAGCACGCGAAAGAGGAGCAGCAGGAGCAGCAACACCCUCAGCAGCAGCCGGACGAGCAGCAGCAAGAGCAGCAGCAGCAAAAGGAGGAGCAGCAGCAAAAGAAGGAGCAGCAGUCACAGGAAGCAGAACAGCAGCAAACUGAGGAGCACGGGACAUCUGAUUCCGCAGCAGCAGCUCAAGAGGCCGCAAGUGCAGAAAAUGCAGCAGCAGCAGCAGCAAACGAAGGACCCAAAGGCGUUCGCCGCAGCAACAGCCGCAGCAGCAGCAGCAGCAGCAGCGCAGAAGCGGAUGCCUCGGCAGCCGCAGCGAAGCGCCCGCGGGGACGGCCGCGCCGCAGCAACAGCAGCGCAGCAAGCGACAGCAGCAGCAGCAGCGCAGCAGGCGACAGCAGCAGCAACGCGGCUGCACCGGCACAUAAGAGGCGCCGCAUGCAGAACUGA
Eimeria tenella is the source of this 2841-nucleotide messenger RNA. RefSeq lists its product as uncharacterized. Gene Ontology annotation, cellular component: nucleus; SWI/SNF complex. Gene Ontology annotation, molecular function: transcription coregulator activity; pentosyltransferase activity. The record is from RefSeq and is a predicted model, not a curated record. The coding region runs from base 1 to 2841 and encodes 946 amino acids. The transcript has a single exon. Gene Ontology annotation, biological process: tRNA modification; regulation of transcription by RNA polymerase II. Lineage: Eukaryota; Apicomplexa; Conoidasida; Eucoccidiorida; Eimeriidae.